Astrephomene gubernaculifera is the source of this 1066-nucleotide messenger RNA. Lineage: Eukaryota; Viridiplantae; Chlorophyta; Chlorophyceae; Chlamydomonadales; Astrephomenaceae. The record is from the annotation of a GenBank genome assembly.
CGGGGGCGGGUGGAGAGCGGAAGUCGCCGAAUUACGAAGAGCAUGUGGACAUGCAUGGUUUCGUGACCUCCGAAACCCUGCUGGAAAACGCGCUAGCCACCGGUCAGAUGAUCAAGGUCUCCAACAUGCGCCGAUACCUGCGGCGCUACAAGACGGGUGCUGACGUGGCGCUGCUGUACCGCAGCGAGGGGCGGCAGCCGGCCAGUGUGAUGGUGCUGCCGCUGGUGGCGCCGGAUGCGGCCAGGAUUGGGGGGCUGUACGCGAUCAGCAGGACCGCCACCGACUUUGGCAUGGUUCGUCGCGAGGUGAUGGACCUGGUGAAGCUGAUGGUGCCCACGCUGCAGCAGAAGCUGCACUCGGAGCUGAACAGGAAGCUGAUUGAAGUCAGCGGGAACUGCAAGUUCGAAUCCCUCACUGGCGCCACCCCCACUGCCGGCACCCCUGCCGCUGGGGCAGCAUCAGCAGCGGGAGGAGGAGCAGGAGGCGGCGGGAGGGCGGGCGGCGCAUGCAGCGCCCACCCAGGCCUCCCUGCCCCCGGGGGUCAGGGGCAGCAGCAGGCGGCCACCUGCGACAGCGCCUCCCUGGAGAGCAGUCGGGACCUGGUGCUGGGCAGCAGGCCGGAGAAGGACGCGCUGAUUGCGGAGCUGCAGGAGCAGAUACGCAGGCAGCUGGCCAAGGUGUACAAGGGACACCCCGAGCCGGGUCCCAACAACAUGCUGGAGGACCUCGAGGUGUACGACGAACUGGGCAGGGGCGGGUACGGCACCGUGUAUCGAGCGCUCUACAAGGGCCAGCUGGCUGCUGUCAAGGUGGUGUGCGACCGCGACUGCGACAACGGCUCGCUCAACGGUGCGCUGGAGCUGGCGCUGCUGACCAGCAUCUCUCACCCAAACAUCAUCCAGAUCCACACCUACUAUGCGGAUGUGCCGCUCAACUGCAUCAAGUUUGUGAGGGGACACAACAACCCCAGCAGACACCAGUACCCGCCGCACCCGGGGGGCCCCCACAACAUCAACAACAACAACAACAACCACCCGGCAGCAGGGGGGCCAGCAGCGGGUGCAGG